Messenger RNA from Trichophyton rubrum CBS 118892, 3039 nucleotides. Its product is annotated as isoleucine-tRNA ligase. The coding region runs from base 1 to 3039 and encodes 1012 amino acids. Gene Ontology annotation, molecular function: isoleucine-tRNA ligase activity; aminoacyl-tRNA deacylase activity; tRNA binding. Gene Ontology annotation, cellular component: cytosol. The record is from RefSeq and is a predicted model, not a curated record. The transcript has a single exon. Gene Ontology annotation, biological process: isoleucyl-tRNA aminoacylation. NCBI's taxonomy places the organism in Eukaryota, Fungi, Ascomycota, Eurotiomycetes, Onygenales, Arthrodermataceae.
AUGCCGGAGCUGUCGCGAUCCCUCGCGCGAUCUUGGUCAUCGACGCUAAAGCUUCCGAAAUCCACAUUCCCUCCUCGGAUAGCUUUGGCUGACCAGUCGAAAUAUCUCAAACGAUGCAGCGAUGACCUCUACAGCUGGCAGCAACGCAACCGGCCUGCAACAGCUACUUUCACACUCCACGAUGGGCCGCCAUACGCUAACGGUGAACUACACAUUGGACAUGCGCUAAACAAGAUAUUGAAGGAUAUAAUCUGUCGCGUGCAAUUGGCAAGAGGAAAACGAGUUCAUUAUGUACCUGGCUGGGAUUGUCAUGGUCUCCCAAUUGAGCUGAAGGCACUUCAAGGUCAAAAGGAAUUGGGCGACUUGAGGUCGGCUGGGAGAGAUGGAGCUGCGCAGAUUCGGUCAGCUGCUCGACAACUUGCAGAAAAGACUGUCUCCCAGCAGAUGGAGGGAUUCCGGAACUGGGCAAUCAUGGGAGAUUGGGAAAAUGCAUAUACUACGAUGAAUAAAGACUUCGAACGUAGGCAAUUGGCCGUAUUUCUGGAAAUGGUUGAAAAGGGGCUCAUCUACCGGAGAUACAAGCCGGUUUACUGGUCUCCCUCGUCUGGUACGGCGCUUGCUGAAGCUGAGUUAGAGUACAAGGAAGAUCAUAUAUCAACUGCGGCUCUGGUUAAGUUCGUUCUGGAUAAUCUACCAUCUCAGAUCCUGGAACACCCUUUGCUUGCGGGGAGUGAUAUUUCCGCUGUUAUAUGGACAACAACACCUUGGACGCUGCCUGCAAACGCGGCAUUGGCGGUUAACCCUGAUUUUGAAUAUACCAUCGUGGAUUCGACUCGCCAUGGAAAACUCCUCGUGGCACAGUCUAGGCUGCAAUACCUCCAAGAGCUACUUGAAGAUGAUUUCACUGUCGUUAUACCGGCUAUUAUGGGCUCUGAAUUGCUAAAUUCGACCUACCGUUCCCACUUCAAAGGGCCCGAGUCUGAAAAACAACGGAUCAUAGCUGCAGACUUUGUGACAGCAGAUGCCGGUUCCGGAAUUGUUCAUUGCGCUCCAGGCCACGGUAUGGAGGAUUACGAAGCUUGUCUCGCUCUCGGAAUUCCAGCAUAUGCUCCUGUAGAUGGGGAAGGCCGCUUUACCCAAUCUGCUAUGCCAACAAAGCCUGACCUUCUAACUGGCAAAGAAGUCCUAGGGGAUGGAAACCAUGCUGUCAUCAAAUACUUGUCGGAAACGGGAAUUCUCAUUCACAAGCAUGAUUACAAGCACAAAUACCCCUAUGAUUGGCGUUCAAAGCUCCCUGUCAUAAUUCGUGCCACAGAACAAUGGUUUGCAGAUGUUGGUGAUAUUCGUGGCGAAGCCAUUCAAGCUCUGCAAUCUGUCCAAUUUAUCCCGCCAAGUGGGAAGUCGAGACUGGAGACUUUCGUCAGAAAUAGAAGUGAAUGGUGUAUAUCCCGCCAGAGAGCAUGGGGAGUCCCUAUACCGGCAUUAUACCACCGCACCACUGGAGAAGCUAUACUCAGUAAAGAGAGUGUGUCUCAUAUCAUGAAAAUGAUCGAAGAACGUGGUAUAGAUGCUUGGUGGACUGACGAUGAGUUCGACCAGGCGUGGCUCCCCGCCUCGCUCCGUGAUUCGAGCCCACCGCAAUAUAAACGCGGAACAGAUACAAUGGAUGUAUGGUUCGAUAGUGGCACCAGCUGGGCUCAGCUUAAAGAUGAUUCCCCUGAAAAUUCGCCAGCAGAUGUAUAUCUUGAGGGAAGCGAUCAACACCGUGGCUGGUUCCAAUCCAGUUUGUUGACUUAUAUUUCCCAUCAGCUUGCCGAAGGGAGUAAAUCUUCGUUUAAGGCCCCUUUCAAGACCCUUAUUACACAUGGGUUUACUCUCGAUCAGUAUGGUCGUAAGAUGAGCAAAUCGAUCGGGAAUACCAUACAGCCUGACGAAAUCAUGGGUGGUACACUUCUCCCUCCACUAAAGCCCAAAAAGAUCAAAGGAAAAGGCCCAAAGCCAAAUCCAGAUGUUCCGGUAUACGACGCCCUCGGUCCUGAUGCCCUUCGACUAUGGGCUGCUGGGAGUGACUACACGAAAGAUGUGGUUAUUGGUCAACAGGUACUCAAAGCAGUCAAUAUCAGUCUUCAUAAAUUUCGUGUCACUUUUAAGCUGCUUCUCGGUGCGCUUCAAGAUUUCGACCCAAGGAAUGAAGUUCCGUACGAGUCACUACAUGCGAUUGACAAGAUUGCUUUGGUACAACUUCACAAUCUCGUCAAGUCAAGCCAGGAAGCGGUCGACAAAAUGGAGUUCUUCAAAGCUGUGACCGCAAUGAACAAAUGGGCCAACCUAGAAUUCUCAGCAUUCUAUAUCGAAGCCAUCAAAGAUCGGUUAUAUGCGGAUUCAGAGUCUGGAAUGAGUCGACGAGCUGCACAGACCACCUUGUUCCAUAUAUACACGCACAUUCAAAGCCUUCUUGGCCCAAUAGUCCCUUUGCUGGUUGAAGAGACUUGGGAACACACCCCUGGAAACAUUAAAGGAUGUUUGAAACAUCCGUUCCAGCGGACUAUUAAAUCGCCAGACAGCAAGUGGAAGAAUAAUCUUUUAGAAGAUGAAUAUUCCGCUAUGGUUGCCGCCAAUUCUGCAAUCAAGGCUAUGCAGGAAACUGCUCGGUCUAAAAAGCAAAUGGGGUCCUCUUUGCAAUCAUUUGUGCAUCUUGUUCUACCCGAAGGGUUUGAAAUAUCAGAGCAGUUACAAUCUGAGCUCCCCGAUUUCUUUGUCGUAUCCUCCGUCACUAUAGGUUCAGAGUGUGAUUCCGUUCUAAAUGAGAUUACACAGGCCGAAUGGAGCUACAAUUCUGAGUUCAAGCUACCAAAAGAUCAAAUCGGGAAAGCAUGGGUGUAUACGCCAACUCAGGCCAAAUGCCUUCGUUGCUGGCGUUACGCAGUCCAGCCUACAGAAACCGGGUCAAAGGGCGAAGAGGACCUUUGCCAUCGCUGUGAAGAGGUUGUGCAUGAGAUAGAUCAACAGUGUGAUACGGGUUCAAGCACUUCCAAUUAA